AUGUUUGAAUUCCCUAAACUACAUUCCUUUCCGCCAUUCUUCACUAAACAGAGCAACGCCACUAUUCUAGAACACCAGCUUGAGGCCUGGUCGUCGCUUAUUCUCUCAUACUGUGAGUACUAUAAGAUCUAUAGCUUGCUGGGCACGGGAGCAGUGCUUUCGGCCCAGAAGAAGGACGUGGAGUUCCCGCCGUUGUUUGAGAAUAAGCUGGUUGAAAGGGCGUGCCUGGAUUCGUUCAAACGUGAAAUCUUUAGCCACCUUAUCCAUAAAAACGACCGAGCUAGCUAUAUUGAUCCCAAGAAGCUGGACGCUGGCGUCCUUGUUCAUUGGCGUACAUUGCCAGAAUGGGCUAAGCUUCUAAGGGAUUACGUGGAUAGUACUGGCCAGUUGGGCACGAUUCUUACGGUGUAUGAGUUGACACAGCUGGAGGAUUCAACUACAAGUGAGGAUUUCAGAAAUAUCGAUUACAACCUUUUUGUAAGGAUAUUGCAAUUGCUUAUGAAACAGGGUAAGGCUCAGAUUUUGAUGGCAGAAGAUAACCUGGGCCAAAUUGAGGGUGUGAAGAUUGUGUAA
Messenger RNA from Candidozyma haemuli, 573 nucleotides. Its product is annotated as ESCRT-II subunit protein. The record is from RefSeq and is a predicted model, not a curated record. Gene Ontology annotation, cellular component: ESCRT II complex. The coding region runs from base 1 to 573 and encodes 190 amino acids. Gene Ontology annotation, biological process: protein transport to vacuole involved in ubiquitin-dependent protein catabolic process via the multivesicular body sorting pathway. The transcript has a single exon. Gene Ontology annotation, molecular function: structural molecule activity; protein homodimerization activity. Lineage: Eukaryota; Fungi; Ascomycota; Pichiomycetes; Serinales; Metschnikowiaceae.